AUGGCAACAGCAACAAUAACCACGACCAAGCGCAGCAAGAAGGAUGUUGAUCUCCCCCCAGAAAACGAACGUUUUCUACGAUGCUGUGCAGACAUUGCCAACGCCCUGAUUGAAGAUCAUGAAGCCUCUAAAGACCCAACUCGGCCCAAAAAAGACAUUAACCUUAACACAUUGCGCGCCAAGUUCGCAAAGAAGCACAAGAUUAACAAUGUACCUCCCCUGACUGCCAUCAUUGCUGCAGUUCCAGAGCACUACAAAAAGUACAUUCUUCCGAGGCUAAUAGCCAAACCAAUUCGUACUUCAUCUGGCAUUGCCGUUGUGGCUGUUAUGUGCGGCCCUGAUUCGGAUUUUGAGUACAGCACUCAGUCUUAUACCGGAUAUGAGCCAACCUCAAUGCGAGCCAUUCGCGCUCGCUAUGAUCCCUUCGAGCAGGCUCGCGGUCGGGUCGACCAGCUCAAGGCUUUGGGUCAUUCUGUCGACAAGGUCGAAUACAUUAUCAUGGGCGGAACCUUCAUGUCAUUGCCGGAAGCAUACAGGGAGGAAUUCAUAGCCCAGCUUCACAACGCUCUUAGUGGAUAUUCGACGUCAAACGUUGACGAGGCGGUCCGUGCCGGAGAGCAGAGCAGCAUUAAAUGCGUAGGCAUCACGAUUGAGACUCGACCUGACUACUGUCUGCAACCUCAUCUCUCGAGCAUGCUCCGAUAUGGCUGUACUCGUCUGGAAAUUGGUGUGCAAUCACUCUAUGAGGACGUUGCGCGCGACACAAACCGUGGUCACACGGUCGCUGCUGUGGCUGAAACCUUCUGCCUUGCCAAAGAUGCUGGCUUCAAGGUGGUUAGCCAUAUGAUGCCUGACCUGCCAAAUGUUGGCAUGGAACGUGAUCUUUAUCAGUUCCAAGAAUACUUCGAAAAUCCUGCCUUCCGCACCGACGGCCUCAAGAUCUAUCCUACCCUUGUAAUCCGCGGCACGGGUCUCUAUGAGCUCUGGAGAACUGGUCGCUAUCGGAAUUACACCCCCAAUGGGCUGAUCGAUCUUGUUGCGCGAAUCCUGGCACUCGUUCCCCCUUGGACACGCAUAUACCGAGUGCAGCGCGACAUUCCCAUGCCCCUUGUCACGUCGGGUGUCGAAAAUGGCAACUUGCGUGAGCUGGCGCUCGCACGCAUGAAGGAUUUUGGCACAACCUGCCGUGAUGUUCGUACCCGAGAAGUGGGUGUCAACGAGGUGAAGCACAAAAUUCGGCCCAACCAAAUUGAGCUUGUGCGCCGUGAUUACACGGCCAACGGAGGUUGGGAGACCUUCCUUGCUUACGAAGAUCCUAAGCAAGACAUCUUGAUUGCUCUGCUUCGCCUCCGAAAGUGCAGCGAAAAGUAUACGUUCCGUCCAGAGCUGGUCGGGCAGCCCACUAGCAUGAUACGUGAGCUUCACGUGUAUGGUAUGGCGGUCCCGCUUCAUGCACGUGAUCCUAAGAAGUUCCAGCAUCAAGGGUUUGGUACGCUAUUGAUGGAGGAGGCAGAGCGAAUUGCACGAGAAGAGCAUGGAAGUAUCAAAAUCAGCGUCAUCUCCGGCGUGGGCGUUAGAAGUUAUUAUCGCAAACUGGGGUAUUGGCUUGACGGACCGUACAUGUCCAAGUGGUUAGAUGGCCGACCAGGGCCUGAAGAACAAUAA
Messenger RNA from Thermochaetoides thermophila DSM 1495, 1665 nucleotides. RefSeq lists its product as uncharacterized. The coding region runs from base 1 to 1665 and encodes 554 amino acids. The record is from RefSeq and is a predicted model, not a curated record. Gene Ontology annotation, molecular function: acyltransferase activity, transferring groups other than amino-acyl groups; iron-sulfur cluster binding. Gene Ontology annotation, cellular component: nucleus; elongator holoenzyme complex; cytoplasm. The transcript has 3 exons. Gene Ontology annotation, biological process: tRNA wobble base 5-methoxycarbonylmethyl-2-thiouridinylation. NCBI's taxonomy places the organism in Eukaryota, Fungi, Ascomycota, Sordariomycetes, Sordariales, Chaetomiaceae.